AUGUCAGAUGAAGACGACUUACCAAGCGUUUAUAAUAAUCGACUAUUAAAUAAUCAAGUCGUUAAUGCACACAAACGCGCAAAUAAUGAUGAUUCAUUGAAUUUUCUAAAUAGCAUUAUCAAUGAAUUAUGCGAACUAUAUAAUAAUGAAGUUAUGAAAGGAAAUUCAGCACCAUCAAUUCUUAAUUCGAUAGAUCAUUUUAUAGAAAACAAGCAGCAAACCUCAGAGGAAAUAAUUAAUUUAUGCUUAAAAAACCAAGGGAACCCC
Cetraspora pellucida is the source of this 267-nucleotide messenger RNA. NCBI's taxonomy places the organism in Eukaryota, Fungi, Glomeromycota, Glomeromycetes, Diversisporales, Gigasporaceae. The record is from the annotation of a GenBank genome assembly.